Petromyzon marinus (sea lamprey) is the source of this 8052-nucleotide messenger RNA. The record is from RefSeq and is a predicted model, not a curated record. NCBI's taxonomy places the organism in Eukaryota, Metazoa, Chordata, Hyperoartia, Petromyzontiformes, Petromyzontidae.
GGGUUUCCUGUAGAUAGAAUGUCCCAAUGAGCCAUCAGGUCUACUCUCAAACUUGACAUUCUUUCUCUCUUGUAAACAUUAUCUUAAAAUGGCGAACUUUGUGUAAUGUUCUCAAACGUCUGACUGUUAUUUUUAACUUUUGGUAUUAUAAGAGUACAAAUACACUAUAAUACGGUACAUUUGACCAUUUGCGUCAUGGAUUUAAAUACAAUUAAGUGCAGUAUUGCUGUGACAAUCAAUCUGCAUAGAGAGCUCUGUUUAGCUGGCUUAAUGACUGCAAGUACAAUUGGAGACCUUUCCUCGCUAUGCGUGUCACGUGUGGCAACGUGUGGAACCUGCUUAUGGCAGUGGUGCUGAGGAAUGCUGGAUAUGCGUAAAAAAAACUGGUACUGGUUGGGAAUGUGAUUUAUUUUGCUUUUUGCUGCGGAGCAUAAUCGGCUGGGUGAGUUGAUGCAAGUUGAGGGGUGCUCAUGUCUCUCUCCCUCCCUCGCCCGAGCCACAAACUCCCCCCCCCUGCCUAGUCCGCCACGGCAAAGCCCUCCCUGGCUUGUUCAUGGUUGGGGCCUGCCUUUUUAAUUUCCUGCCCCGUGCUCGGGAGCACUCUGGGGGCUGCAUCCAUCAUUCUUUGCUAUCGUGUGCGAUGAAGUCUAUCAAAAAGUGGGUGGCAACAUUGACAGCCGUAAAGGGUGUGAUGAGAAUCAGCCCAGGCAUGGAGGAGACCGAGAUAUGGGAACAGUACACCGUGAACCUGAACAGGGCUCCAGGAAUGGGCUUUGGGAUUGCCGUGUCAGGUGGGAAAGACAACCCUCAUUUCCAGAGUGGAGAGACAUCCAUCGUCAUCUCGGAUGUUCUGCAAGGAAGCCCUGCAGAUGGCCUGCUCGAUGAGAAUGACAGAGUGGUCAUGGUGAAUGGAGUGUCAAUGGACAAUGUAGAUCAUGCAUUUGCUGUCCAGCAGUUGAGGAAAAGUGGAAAGACUGCACAGAUUACGGUGCGUCGCAAGAAGUUGGUUCAGAUCCCCAUUUCGCGACGGAUGGACCCGCAGCUGCAGCCACGGCGUGACCUCGACCGCUUGGACCACCAGCGCCACCACCACCACGACGACGACGACGACGACGAGGACGACGACAUGGACGUGGGCUUCCACCCUGACGACGACGACGACCGCCGCAACCACAGGAGCGGCCGUAGCCCCGUCCGCUCGGGCCGCCGCAGCAGGGAGUACGGCCUUGACCAGGUCGGGAGACGCAGCAGGGAUCCCAGCGUUGACCGCGACAACCGGCGCAGUUGGGAACGCAGCCUCGACAGGGGGGGGGGCGGUGGUGGUGGCCGGCAGCGCAGCGUGGAUCGGAGCAGGGAGCGCAGCGUGGAUCGGAGCAGGGAGCGCAGCCUGGAUCGGAGCAGGGAGCGCAGCCUGGAUCGCGAUCGCGCGGCGCCGCAUGGACGCAUCUGGAGCCAGGGCCGCAGUCAGUCGAUGGGGACCCUAGACUCGACUUCGCCCGUCCGCCCGCAACGCCCCAUCAAGGUCACGCUGGUCAAGAGCAAGCCCUCUGAGGGUUAUGGAUUGAGACUGGGCAGCCACAUCUAUGUGAAGGACAUUGGCAACGAUGGACUGGCAGCCCGGGAUGGCAACAUUCAAGAGGGUGACAUUGUACUGAAGAUAAACGGCACUGUGACUGAGAACAUGUCGUUGGCGGAUGCCCGGAAGCUGAUUGAAAAGUCCAAGGGGAAGCUGAAACUGGUGGUACAGCGCGAUGAGAGGAAGACGCUCACCAACAUGCCGGAGUUGGAUGACAGCCCGCCUUCAUCAGACGGCUCUGACCACAGUGACAUCUCGGACAUCCGCUCCCUCAAGUCGGACCGCUCGGACCGUUCGGACCGCUCCAAUGGUGACAAUGCUCGCUCCGGCCCACGGCCGCGCUCCCCACGCGACGACCGGGGCUCCGGGCAGUCGGACCGCGGCUCCGCCAGCCAGCCCACCAGCUCCGUCGGCUCGAGGGGCGCGGAUGUGGGGAGCAAGCUGUCGAAGAUGGGUGGCGUUCCCACCCCCUUCAAGAUGGACGAUGGUGUCGUGCCAGCCCUCAAGCCGGUGGAUGAAGCCAGGGCGACGCGUUCGGAGGAGAGCACAGAGAAGGCAGCGCCAUCGUCUGAUGUCAAGCCAGUUUUUUCCCAAGGAGGGCAGCCUGAUGUGGAUCUCCCACCUGGACUUACUGAAUUGCCCAAUGAUGAUGAUCAGUUGUUCAGCCCGGAGGUGAAGCUGGUGCAGUUUAAGAAGGGGGACAGCGUGGGGCUGCGUCUCGCUGGUGGGAACGACGUCGGGAUAUUUGUGGCGGGCGUGCAGGAUGGCAGCCCCGCUGCCCAGCAGGGGCUCGACGAGGGAGACCAGAUCCUCAGCGUGAAUAAUGUGGACUUUAGAAACAUUGUGCGAGAGGAGGCAGUACUUUACCUCCUGGAGCUGCCCAAGGGGGAGGAGGUGCUGGUGCAUGCCCAGAGGAAGAGAGAUGUCUACCGCCGGGUCGUGGAAUCGGACGUGGGCGACUCGUUCUACAUCCGCACGCACUUUGAUUACGAGAAGGAGAAUCCCUACGGCCUGAGCUUCCUGCGCGGCGAGGUGUUCCGCGUUGUCGACACGCUCUACAACGGCAAGCUGGGCUCGUGGCUCGCCAUCCGCAUCGGCCGCAACAACCAAGAGGUGGAGCGCGGCAUCAUCCCCAACAAGAACAGGGCGGAACAGUUAGCGACUGUCCAGAACUUCGCCAAAGUUGGGACCAACGACCGAGCCGAUUUCUGGCGAUUCCGCGGCCUCCGCUCAGCCAAAAAGAACCUGCGCAAGAGCCGCGAGGAUUUGUCUGCUCAGCCUGUGCCCACGAAGUUCCCUGCCUACGAGCGGGUUGUGCUUCGCGAGGCUGGCUUUCUGAGACCUGUGGUGAUUUUUGGACCCAUUGCCGACGUUGCAAGAGACAAGUUGGCGAGGGAGCAACCCAACAGCUUUGAAAUUGCACGAAAUGAACCAAGGGAUGCAGGAACUGAUACAAAGAACUCCGGAGUGAUCCGACUGCACACCAUCAAAGAGAUCAUUGAUAAAGAUAAGCACGCGCUGCUGGACAUCACGCCGGGUGCGGUGGACCGCCUCAACUACGCGCAGUGGUAUCCUAUUGUGCUGUUCCUCAACCCGGACAGCAAGAGCGGCGUGAAGACCAUGCGCACGCGCCUGUGCCCCGAGUCGCGCAAGAGUGCGCGCAAGCUCCACGAGCGUGCCGCCAAGCUGCGCAAGAGCAACUGGCACCUCUUCACGUCUGUGAUCAACUUAAACUCCAUGAAUGAGGGGUGGUAUGGGGCUCUGAAGGACUCCGUUGCAGAACAGCAAAACCAGCUGGUGUGGGUCUCUGAGGGCAGGGCGGACGGCGACACGGACGACCUGGACAUGCAGGACGACCGCAUCUCGCACCUGUCGGCGCCGCUCAGUGAGCUGUCGCUCUACAGCGACAGCCGCGUCACCAGCGACUGUGAGGACACCGACACGGAGGGUGGCAUCUACACCGACCAGGAACUCGAUGAGACCAUGAACGAGACGGACACAGAGCCGGUGUUGGGCAUGCCCGUCGCGGGCAUGCCGUCUGCCGUGAGCCGCUCGUCUGAGCCCGUCCGGGACGAGGCCCCGUUUGGGUUCCACCACGAGCAGCAGGCACCGGUUGUCCAGGGGUACCACUCGCAGCAGCUUCAGCCUGUGCAGUCUGACCGGGAGCAUGCGGCAACCAAAAGAGCCUCUCCCCAGGAGCUGGAUCCCCGACAGCCGCUGAGCGCCGCCACCUUCCUGAGCAGGGCGACGCAGGGACAGCGUCCGGCAGCCCGGCAGCCCGAGGAGCCGGUGCCGCUCCCUCGUGCCCAGCCUGAGCCCCAGGCCGUGCACAGAAACAGCCCCGAGUCCGUGAGGAGACCAAGCCCGGAGCCCGCGGCUCCUAAACCACGCCUUCCCCGCACCACGAGCCGAGAAAUGCUUGCCGAGCCGUCACCGGAGCGAAGACCAGUCAAUUACAGCACCGAGCCUGCUCGUCAGAGCCAGGAAGUUAGAGGCUAUGACGAACAUAUAUAUCAGCAGCAGCAACAACAGAGGACCAGUUAUGAUGCACCGCCAGAAAACUACGCCCACAGCUCCCAAUCCAGCCACGAGUACUCUUACCAGUCCCAACCGGCUGUGCACGUUCACCACCAAACAGAGAGGCAGGCAGAUGACCACGACUACAGGAUCUCCUCCCCCUACCAAGACCACCGAGGACAGGAGUUUGACCCGAGGCAGCAGCAGCAGCAGCCGCAGCAGUAUGAAGGAAGACAGUCACAGCAAUAUGAAGCCAGACCACCUCAAUCGUACGAGACAAGGCAGCCCCAGUUCCAGGAGCACAGACCGCCACAGCAAUAUGAGGCUCGACCUCCGCAGGUUCAGGAGCACAGACCUCCACCGCAGCAAUAUGAUGCCAGACCUCCGCAGGUUCAGGAGCACAGACCUCCACCGCAGCAACAUGAUGUUAGACCUCCACAGCUUCAAGAGCAGAGACCACCACCGCAGCAAUAUGAUGCCAGACCUCCGCAGGUUCAGGAGCAGAGACUGCCAUCCCAGCAAUACGAGGCGAGACCUUCGCAGGUCCAGGAUCACAGGCAACCACCUCCGCCGCAGCAGUACGAAGUCCGCCAGCCGCAGCAGUAUGAGGCUAGACCUCCGCAGCAAUACGAAACCAGACGAGUGCAGAUCCCAGAGCCUCGGUCACCUGUGCAGCAUGACGGCAGGCAGCCUCACAGUUAUGACAGCCGCCAACCGCCAAGUGCUUAUGAGCAGCACCCGCAUUCCCGAAGCUUUGACGAGGGAUCGCUGAGAGCCUAUGAUGAACAGCCAAGGUCAUAUGAUAGCAUCCCACGGUCUAAUAAUGCACCGCAGAGGCCAUAUGAUGCUCAGCCGAGUUCCUACGACAGCGCAAGUCAAAGAGCCAAUGACAAUGCUCAACGCCAGUAUGGCAGCCUGCAAAGAAACUACCAGCAGCCCCACAGCUUCGACGAUGGUGAUGUCCGAAUCCACGAAGCUCAGCCCAGCCGUUCACAGUUUUCUGCCGCACCUGCGCCACCCAGUGCCACGGAACCCCCACGCCAGGCUACCAUCAAGCUCCCACCACCAGCCCCAGCUACAAACCCUCCUCGAGAGGACAGCGACUCGGAGCCAGUCAUCCCCAAGUCUGUUCUUGGCAGAGUGAAGAUGUUUGAGAAACAGCAGCCCAAGGCGGAUAUUCAGUUGGCUCAGCAUGUGCCACCACUGACGCAUGCCGCUCAACAGUCCACGCAGACUUACAGAACGGGCGAAGCGCCAAGGUUGCAGGUGAAACCUGCAGAUGAUUUACGUCCCGUGAAUCGCUACUCCAACUCACAGGAUGAGGAUGAGGACGAGGCGGCUGGGUACCGCACGCAGCUCGGCCUGUUCAGCCGCCAGGAUCCACCUGCACCCAAGCCCUCAGAGCCACCCGCCCAAUCGGCAUUCGCUGCACACAACAGCUUUUACAAUGUAAGUGCCACUGACAGGAGAGGCAUCUAUCGGGUCAAGGCAGGAGAGUUGGAAUCCCUGGAUACCAAGCCCAAGGUGGCAGACAAGCCCCUCGAUCCACCGGCUGGGGCUUCGCCUGCCCACAAGGCCGUCGGCUAUGCCCCUCCCAUUUAUCCCAAACCAGCCAUCACACAGAAACCAGCUUCUAUUGGUGGCACCGACACCUACCAGAGUUCUGUGUCUCGGGAGAACGUUCCUACCAUCCAAGCCAAGCCGGAUCCCCCCCAGCUGGCAACCAAGCCCAGUUUUCCCGUGCAGAAGCCGUUCCAGUCGGUGCCAGCGUCCGUAGCUACAACCCAGCCUUCCGUGAACGGGUCUACUCCGGCACCGUACAAAGCCAACCCUACUCCCUAUACCGCCAGCAGAUUCACGCCCGGCACUGCCAAGCCUUUCCAGCGGAAGUUCGACAGCCCCAAGUUCAUACACAACCUGCUUCCCAAUGACGCGGACAGCAGUGGGCUCCGGCCCAGCAGCCAGCAGUACGAGCCCGCAAGCAUCAACAUUACAACGAAACCUCAGGAGCCCCCAAAGCCACAGUUCCAAUCCGAGACCAUGACUGUUGCCCCCAAAGCCAUUCCUGUCAGUUCCAGUGCCUUGGAGGACGAGAGCCACACGGUGCUGGCGACAGCACGCGGCGUCUUCGACACGCACGGUGGGGUGCUCAGCUCCGUGGAGACGGGCGUGAGCAUAAUCAUCCCAAAGGGAGCCAUCCCACCAGCCGUGGAGCAGGAGAUUUACUUCAAGGUCUGCAAAGACAACAGCAUCCUGCCUCCUCUCGACAAGGAGAAGGGAGAGACCUUGCUGAGCCCUCUUGUGAUGUGUGGCCCCCAUGGUCUCAAAUUCCUUAAGCCAGUGGAACUCCGACUCCCUCACUGUGAGCCCAGUAACUGGCAGAAGGCCAGUGAUCCAAACUACAAGGGAGCAAACUGCGUUUCAGUGCUUAUUGACCACUUUUAGCCCCGGGCGGCAAUCUUAUCUUUCCUAUUCUUGCAAAUUACUUAGAUAGUACAUUGUACAUUCUAGCUCGACAUCUUAAAAAUGCUAAAUUCACUUUAACGGCUCGCAACACUGUGUAACAGAUGAUUUAUCCUCCAACAAUUGUAUACGUAGUCCUCGCCAGAAUUAAGUCUUAACAAUGCCUAAAUGGCCACUUAGAUGUAAGAAAAUUCUCGAAAAUACUUUAUUGACGUACUUUGCCAUUAAUAGCAGUAAGCAUUUUCCAGAGUUGCUGAGGCCCAGGUUUAAGGGUGCUUACUUGCCUUUAAGGGCAGGGUCCUAAUGGAAAAUAGUAACUUCAGCCAAAAUGAUGCAGCCAACUUUCAGGGAUACGGCUGUGAAAAAUCCGCCACAAACCCAAGACCUUAACGUGCCUCUGCUACUGUGAUAGGGGGGGGGGGGUGACACUGAAAGUCGAUGUGGAAUCCUGGGUGUGUGUGUGUAACUGUGUGUGUGUGUGUGAGACGGUGCCGUGUGUGUGUGUAACUGUGUCGUGUGUGUGUAACUGUGUCGUGUGUAACUGUGAGUGUGUGUGUGUAACUGUGCGUUUACUGGUUAUGAGUCACUUACAAAGAAAGAUUAGGCGUAAAUAUUUUCCCACCAACGGGGUUUAUUUUGCAUUUGUCUGACAUAAUUAGUGUAGGGUUGACAUGCUUGGGUACAUUAUAUUGUUUAAUAUACCCAUCACAACUACUGAACUUUUCCCCCAAUUUAUGACCAAAAUGCCUUGGUUCCUUAAGUGUCUGUUGCUUUUGUAAUAAUAUUUUGAUGUGUAUUGUUUUGCUACAGAGGAUUAUUUUCGGAAUUUUCUGGUAUUAAGAUACAAACAUGUAUAUUUUUCUCAUUUACUGUUGGUGACUUGGUGAAUUUCUAGUCUUUAAGUGAGCACAGCUGUUUUGACACAUGAUUGAUCUUAAAUGAUUAAAUUGUACUUUGCCUGAAAGAGAAAAAAGAUGAUUUUUUUUAAAUAUACGAUAUAUCUUCUCACCUGCAAUCUGUAAAUGUAUAUUUACUUUGUUCCCUUAAAUGAAAGUGUAAACUACAUUGUACGUUUUUUUUAGUAUAUUCUGCUACAGUUCAACAUGUGCGGUUUCCAAAGAGGCCUCUGCCAUCAGCUUCACAUCCAUUUGUUUUCCAACAAAAAAAUUUUUGUACGAGUUUCUUUUCAUAAAGCUAUCAAGUUAUUUUAGAAAACAGUAGUCUAAAUACAUAUUCCAAUCUCAUAUGAGUAAGAGCGGGGGUUUUUGAUUCGUGAUUUGGGGCUGUCGAAAUGAACAUGAGUAAAUUUAACAAAACUUACAUUUUACAACACUUAUAUGAAAUCCAUUAUCCUGUUCAAAUAUUGUUAGUUCCUUCAGUAAUGUAUGCAAAUUACUUUAUUCGCUUGCUACUUUUAGUCAAGUAGUCACUGUUAAUACCAAUUAGAUUUCUGUUAAGUUUUUAUUAACCCAAUAAACUUUGUAUAUUAAAAUAAA